This is a messenger RNA of Odobenus rosmarus divergens (Pacific walrus), 484 nucleotides long. RefSeq lists its product as uncharacterized. The coding region runs from base 1 to 375 and encodes 124 amino acids. The record is from RefSeq and is a predicted model, not a curated record. The transcript is spliced from 2 exons. NCBI's taxonomy places the organism in Eukaryota, Metazoa, Chordata, Mammalia, Carnivora, Odobenidae.
AUGGGCUCCCCUCCGACUGCAGCCACCCAAGCAACCCCAGGCAAGAAUGGGCAGCAAAAGCGCCUGCCUGAGCCCAGCCCGGCUGGCAGGUUCAUGAGCAAACAAACGCAAGCACCAAGGGACACGACCCCGACGUCCCCCCUCCCUCGGGCGCGGGGUCCAGCAGCCGAAGGAGGGAAGGGCGGCGGCUGGAGAACAGCCUGGGAAGCACUGAAAUGCCCAGAAACGUGCUGUGACCGGAAACCUCCUGGGCGUGGCGACACUGCGAGAGCCAAGGCUCAGCGGGCGCGGGUACGCCCGUCGCGGGCCCUAGGCGGCCCUGGACCGACCCCUCCCGCGCCGCCGGCCCCGUCCCUUCCCCUGAUGGGCCAGUAAUGAUUCUCCAGGGCCACUGUCUUCCGCGGGAAGGGCGACGCGGCCCUGGGCGCUGACACCAGGCCUCCACCCGGCGGCGCAAAAACCGCUUUCGCCCUCGUCCCCUCCC